Messenger RNA from Diaporthe citri, 1038 nucleotides. RefSeq lists its product as uncharacterized. Gene Ontology annotation, biological process: mitochondrial translation. The record is from RefSeq and is a predicted model, not a curated record. Gene Ontology annotation, molecular function: structural constituent of ribosome. Gene Ontology annotation, cellular component: mitochondrial small ribosomal subunit. Bases 1 to 1038 code for a protein of 345 amino acids. NCBI's taxonomy places the organism in Eukaryota, Fungi, Ascomycota, Sordariomycetes, Diaporthales, Diaporthaceae. The transcript has 2 exons.
AUGCCUCCCCGGUUACCGUCCCAAUCGCUGCAGGCUUGCUGUGCAGAGCUUUCAAGCUUCUCCGGCAGCAGCUCAAUUGCGGUCGCCUCGGCCUCGCCACUUGAGCGCGCACUCCUCUCCUCCCACUUCCUGUCUCUUCCGUCAUCAUGCAGAUCCUUCUCCUCCAGCACAAAUCGCCAACGGCGGAACGCACCGGUCUUGAAGCAGCGGAUGCAAGAGUGGUUCAAGAAGCACGGCAAGGACCUCAAGACCCACAAGCCUGGCAAGCCAAACUACCUUGAUAAAAACCCUAUCGGACCGCCACGGCCUUUCCCUUCCAACCCCGCGUUCAUCAGCCAGCCGGUACUGUCCGAGGAGGCGCGCGAAUUGAUCUGGAACAAGGUCAUGGUGAAGUGGGAGGGCGUCAAGGCCGUUUCGGCCGAGCUGGGCGUUGAUCAGAAGAGGGUGGCCGCUAUCGUGAGGAUGAAAGAGGUGGAAAAGGACUGGGAGGCAAAGGGCUUGAAACUGGCAAAAGUCUACUCGAAAGCCGUCCUUGACAUGGUACCCACGCACAGCUACCCCGAAGACAAGCCAAUACGGGCCCUUGAGCCGAUCAAUGAGAUCCACGUGCAUGGCUACACGAUGCAGCAGCUGUUUGUGCCGACGUCAGAAUCGCGACACUUCACCCGUGAGGACGCGGCAAAGGCCUUCCACCACACCAUGCUGUCGCCCGACGAGCGUGUGCCGCAUCGUGAGCUUGUGGAAAUGGAAAGGAGGGUGAAGGACGGCAUGAAGGAGAAGGAGAGUUGGACUCAGUUCAAGAGCGAGGCCAAGAAGUCCGAAGACGACAGGGACUUGAAGAUCCUCACAAUGGCGGAGAAGGAGAAGAAGAAUACUACUACGGUCACAACAGGCCGAUUCGACUUCCGGAUCAAGUCCAUCAGUGCUGAUGAUGUCGGCAAGGAUGGCCGUGCCAGAGGUGGCGUUGGCUGGAGGUACGGCAUUCCGUUUGAGGACCGGAAGAAGAACCAGGUCAAGAUCCCCACCAAGAUCGAUUAG